AUGGAAGUGACUGACUUUCUUAGAAUAGUUGGAGAAGACGGCCCAGGUCUUCGCUCCGUAGAGAAGUGCCUUCAGGAUGACGGCCUUGUACAUCUUCAGUUCGGUAUUCAGUUGGAAAUCGUGGUGACCCCACACGGAGUUCUCCAGUCGACCGAAGGGUUGGCUGCCUUUGGAGAUCCGGUGGACCACUUUGUCGUCGAUUUUUAUGCUGCUGGGAAGUUUGCUUUCGAGAUAAGCGAAAAUGUCCACCGUUUUGAGUUGGUUGCCAUCGACAUUGAUUCGAGGUUGAGUGUUGUGUUGCGUGUUGGGUGUUGGAUGACGGUUGGUGCAUGACCACCAUUUUGUCCGUUCAGUCCGAAGUUGGAGCAGCCGGCGAAGAAGAUGUCCAUGUUCCGUUGCACGUCUUCUUCGGUCGUGGUGUUGAGCGUGCAGUCUUCGACGGAGAACAGGUUCGUGGACAGCAGUAAUGGAUAGUCACGUGGGGGCCUGCAGGCUCCUGCUGUUUAGAAGAUGCCCAUCGGUUCUUUAGGUGAUGCGUAUCCCACAGCGCUCAUCACAGUAGGAGUUAAUCAGCGUGGCAGUGAACGUGAGAUUGAAGAGGGUAAGCGUGGGGGCGCAGCCCAGCUUCACUCCAUUGGUCACCUCAAGUGCCUCAGGAAUCGCGCCGUUGUCCGUGAUGCGCGCCAUCAUCCCAUCGUGAAGCUAACGUACCAUACGCACGAAUAGUUCAAGAAAGCCGAAUUCCUGCAUGAUUUUCCAAAGUCCCUCCGAAUAUGCCACAUCGGAGGCAUUCGGCAAGUCCAGGAAGGUAGUGUAGACGUGGAUUCUCAUCUCCUGGCACUUCACUUAUAGCUGUCGAGUCUCAAACACCAGGUCAGUGGUGCCCUGGUGUCGUCGGAAGCCACAGUGGCUUUCUAGAAGGAGUUCUGGCCCUAGUAGUCCGUUAAGACGAUUGAGAAAGAUGCGGACAAAAAUCUUCGCGGCGAUGUUCAGUAGGUAGAUGCCUUUGCAAUUGUCAUAGGGUUGUCUGUUCCCUUAGGGCUUGUAGAGAUUAACAACAGAUAUAACUAUCGAUCCGUAGGUUGCUCGAUACAUGUGCAAUAUCGAGGCACCAGUCUGUGCUUGUGGUUGGCGUUCGUCUUUCCAGCUUCUUUUUGUAUCACUUUCACUUGCGAUCUGAGAGAGCAAGCCUAUUUGCCCUGAACACUGACGGACGCAUCCUUCGAGAUAUGGUCCUUGGGAAAAUUCUCACAUGUCCUAAGGUCGUGAAGCAGCCCAGUACUGAGUACAAGCCUGUAGAGUUCUACAAAGAUCUUCAACCACAGUUCAUACAACUCAAGGUACUGCAGCAACACAAGUUAGUUCACAAGAAGCCGCCUGCUUGAUCCACAUAUUUUAGUCUCUGAAUUCAAAAUUUAUAAGAAGGUAAAGCCCAGUCGUGGUCGUAAACAUCACGGGCAGGAUUUCUUCCUGCAUAAAAGAAUGCUUGGAAGCUUUGCUCUAUUCAUUUCAAGGAGAAGGAUACGAAAGAACAUACUGAUUCUAAAGGUGCUUGGAGGUCAGUUGAUCAGAUAACCUAUAUAACAGGCGCCAGAAGUGUAAUAUUAACUCAUUGAACAACAUGUGAAAAGCACCUAAAAUAAACCUUUCAAAAUUGUCAGGGAGAACACCACCUUACCCCACCCAGGAAUCCCAUAGUUUACUGUUCUGAAAGUCAGAAGUUGCGUGGACUAGAGGGGCGGAAAUAAAAUGACAAUGACCGUGAAGACGGCUGUAAAAACUCGAGACCACUGAGUACUAUGUGUUGGCCUCUGAAACCAGUUCACUUAUUGUAUACUAAAAAAUCAGAUGGAAAAAUAACUAAUUUAUGGUCGGUCUGCUACGGAGAGUGAACUUUUGUAAAUGUCCAUUUCAAGCUUUCGGCUUGUAUUCUGGUAAGUUCUGUGUAAAAAAGCAACCUUCCCGUAAGUAAACAACUUAUUUUUACCCGAAGCUUGAUCGUUCUUCAGGCGAUCCUAGCGCUCAGUAAAUUAAACGGUUGUUGGUGUUGUUUCCGCCGCAGAUAGUGAAGUACCCACCCUGUGUUGUGAAUGACCGGAUGGAAAUACUCAAAACGCAGUGCCCAACUCAUUUUCCAGUGGGCUGAACUGGACAUCGGUUGAUUUGAACCGGGCAGUUGCAGUCGCGGGGCUAACUUGGAGAUAGCACUCACCGCAGAACAGUAGAUUAUGCUGCUCUUCGCCGUGGUCGGUAUACCGGCCGACAAGCCGGCGUCACUGUUCUCGUCCUGUGUGGUCCUAUUCGCAUUGGCGACCCGCCAUGCUAAUGGACCCACCGAGGUGCACACAGGUGCUUAGACGCGGAGCUUAUCUUUCUCCCAGUCCUCAGCCAAACCUAUCCCAUCCCUUCGCUCCCUCUGCAGACGAGAUGCUGAUUCGAACGGUCGGACACAAUAUUUACGAUGUAAGGGGGGCCUUAUUUGUGACCGACCGCGCACCACCUGUGGCGGCGGAAUGCGUAAGAGAUUUGAACUGGAGCCACACACCCCUCUCCCCGCUCUGACCACUAGCCCCUCUCUCGGUGUGGGGGGGGGCUUCAUUCCUGCCGUCUCCCUACUGCCCACCUCCAGCGCCGCCGCCGCCUGCUGUUAGAGCUGGUUUUGGCGCCAGGCGUAGCCGGCAGGGACACCCACAGCACAAUAUAUCGGGUGGCUGGUGAGGCUAAGACAGUGUCUACACCUUCUGGCCUCAUGCAAAAUGAGAUUGUCUCGUCUCAUAAAAAAGCAUCUGGCUUUUCUGGCGGUAACAACGCGUACCGUUUACACGGCUGAUGAACACAAUACUGUUGGAGUUGGGGUUAAAUGUUAGGGUUAGGGGUUAUGGUUAGGGUUAGGGUCAGAGGUCAGUGUUAGGGUUAGGGGUUAGGGGCUAGGGCUAGAGCUAAGGGUAAGGGUCAGGGUGGUUACUGUGGUUAUGUGGUUAUGUAGUCCCACCUGAUGGACACAAUACUGUUAGGAGUUGGGGUUAAGUGUUAGGGUUAGGGUCAGAGGUUAGUGUUAGGGUUGGGUGUUAGGGCAACUAAUUCUCAUCCACUCAAAGUACAACCGCGCAUUCCCAAUAGCUUUUCUUUUGCAUACAGCUACUUGACCUCGUCGCCUGUGCGUCUCCCGGCCCCACCUGUAAAAACCCCCAUUACCAUCGGUCGCGUAUUACAGGUGGUUGGGGUUUGUUUACCUCAGGCGUGGCUGCAUAACCUUACCUGACUCAUUUAGGACACAAGAGUUGAGAUCUUUUCUAUGAGAACAGAAACCUCCUUAAUCCCUUGCGGCCGUCCGUACUUGAAUGCGUAGAGUAUUGACCGAAGCUCAAGUAAGGCUGAUAGAACCUUUUCUGAUUCUGAUGGUAGGGCCUGGUUGAGUGCGGUUUUAGCUUACCCAACUACCAGGGAAUGUAAUGUCACGUCCUUUUUCUGUACGAACAUAUUACCGAUUAUGUUUAGACCCCAUUUUGUCUCCAAAAUCUCGGGAGUAUUUUUUUAAUAUUUUGCGGCAUGACGUGCAUAUUCACUCCAUCUUAAGAUUUGCAAACUAAGUACCAUCUAUUUCCUCUGAGGUAAAUCCAUACAAACCCCAAUAUGCACGCAAAAAGCCCGCCGAUGGCUGCACGUACGAAUCACAGUGCAUACCUUAUUUGCAGGGCUAAUCAAUCUAUGAGUCAAAGGAUGCAUACAACAACAGUGUUGUACUUGUGAACUUUUCAAGAGCCGAAAUUCUACUUUUCUUCAGACACAAGCACCACAAAAGACGUAAUUUCACACAAAUUAGUUCAUAGAAUGGAUUUUAGGUGAACCAUUUAUAGAUACUGUGAUCUUAAUCACAGGGACAGCUGAAAUAACUCUAGAAAAUGUAAAAUACACACAGAAAUUUCUCGGCUGAUGAAAAUAUCAGUCAAAAUUCAGCAUGAUGGUGUCUUGUGCAACGGGAGUUAGGGUUAUAUUCUAGGACAAUCGGUCUUACAAUCGUCGGAAAUGGUUGUGUAUACCUCCUUCUUCCCCCCUGACCUAUGAAAUAAGGCCAUCGUAAUAUAACAGCGAUAGUUAAUGGAGGUUUUUACAGGUUUGGUUUUUCAGAAGGAGAAAAGGUAGACUUCUGAAGUAUGUAAAAUAGUAAAAUAGCAUUUAUGUUGUAUGCAUCCCGUAAUUUGUAGGGAAUGGUUGUUUUGGAGGGAUACGCACGGUUGCUCCCAACCCUGUAAUAAAAGGUAGUUUCGGAUUAAGCCUGCACAAAUAAAGUGUUUGUGAAAAGAAAUUGCGCGCAAUCUCGCGGAAAAGUACCCGCUGUCCACUGAUUAAAGGUAAAGUAGGUAAGUUCUGUGUAUGAAGAUGGUUCAGGCGGUGAGCGGGGGGUUCUACACAAUCUUUCCCUACCCUUACGAUCUUACCUAAAUGAAAUUUUUGCUUGGAUAACAUAGAAGAAAAUUUCCACAAGCAUUCCGUGAUUUUUGACACACUGUAAAUUACUAUCAGAGGCUCGUGCAUAUGUCUUAGUCGAACGGGCAUGUCUACAUUUAUCAGUUGAAACUUAGACAGUUCGUAUAACAUGCAACAUUAGAGACUUUCGUUAAGUCAGGCCGUUCAGGAAAAGAGCAUUUUCCAACAACAAUUUGUGAUGCUAGUGGGUUUGACACUUUUGGCCUGCCAAACGCGAAAAUUAAUUUAAAUUCCACUCUUACUGGAUUGCAGAGCUCACGGUAUUUUCCGUUCAGUGUUAUGACAAGUGGUUUUAACUGCUUACAUUUACUGACUUAAUCGAGUUCUGGAUGUCUGCUGAAGAUAACAGUCAGGCAACAGCUGCGCUUCAUUCACCCAGUUUGCAGAGAAGAAGAAGAAGAAGAAGAAGAAGAAGAAGAAGAAGAAGAAGAAGAACGAUACACCGGUCAAUUAUUUUACUCUAUAG
This is a messenger RNA of Spirometra erinaceieuropaei, 4954 nucleotides long. Lineage: Eukaryota; Metazoa; Platyhelminthes; Cestoda; Diphyllobothriidea; Diphyllobothriidae. The record is from the annotation of a GenBank genome assembly.